AUGGCCAACAUAUCAAUUAGCGCCCCUGGUCUGAGCAGCGGCGGGUUCCUUUACAACAAUGGCAACAAUAACGCGCGACUAUGUGUCACAGCCGAGACCGAAGAUUUCGACAUGGAAAUCAUCAAGAACUGGCAAGAGGAAGGAUUCGACGUCCUAUACCUCCCUUAUAACGGCGGAAGGAAAGACUACGCUCGCCGGCUACAGUCUGUAAAGGACGGUCUGGGUGUAGGCGAAAACUACGCCGUAGUCGCCUACGGCGAGGCCGCGGACUACUGUCUUGAGUACUAUAUCAAUUCCGUCAACGCUAGUCGACUCUGCGCUCUGGUCGCCUACUACCCUAGCCUAAUCCCCGAUACACGGUCACGAUUCCCACUCUCGCUCCAAGUCCUCGUGCACUUGGCAGGUGAGACCGUGGACGUACUUGUUCAGCCCGCCGCGCUUGGUUUGCAAGGAAAGAAACGCCGCCAGACGCGGCCGAUUAACACUGGUAUCGGCACUGGAGAGCGUUUGGAUCUGGUGUACCCGGCGUUUACAUAUAAUAAUGCCCUGCCUGGGUUUGCAGAGACGGAUCUGGAGGAAUAUGAUCAUCGGUCGGCGGAUCUAGCCUGGACGCGGACUUUGAAGGUCUUGCGGAAGGGGUAUUCCAGGGAUCCGGAUUACGAGCAGCGGUAUGAGCAGCAUGUGGAGGGCAAGUUUUUCUCGUCGGACGUCAGGAAAACGAUGGAUGGUUACGUCCAGCAUAAAACCCCCGGUGUCACAUAUACGCCGACAAUCAGCGGCGGGAUCGGAAAAAAGGCGUUGCGCCAUUUCUAUGAACAUUACUUUAUCGGAAAACUGCCCCCGUCCAUGCGCCUCCGACUGCUAUCUCGUACCACAGGACCCGACCGCAUCGUGGAUGAGCUGUACGUGAGCUACGAGCACACACAGGAGAUCCCAUGGAUGCUACCUGGUGUCCCGCCGACAAACAAGCGAGUCGAGAUUAUCCUCGUGAGUAUUGUCAGUAUGCGCGCCGGGCGUCUUUACUCUGAGCACGUAUACUGGGACCAAGCCAGCGUGCUCGUUCAAGUCGGUCUUCUGGACCCCAAGCUGCUGCCAGAUAGAGUCCAGGGUAUUGGCCGACUGCCCGUUGUUGGGCGCGAAGCUGCUCGUCGAAUUCUCCAUGAGGAUACGGAGCUUGAACAGGAAGACUACCAUAACAAGAUGAUUCGUCGCGCGCGUGCCCGCGCGAGGAGGAGCAUGAAUCAGAGUUCCCGCGUCCCACAGGCUGGCGAUGAGUCUGGUACUGAUUUGAAGAGUGAGCCGGAGCAGAUAUUGCCUGACAGGAGUCGAAAUAAGGGCAAGUCGGUCCAGAAAACGAAGCCUGCGAGUCUACAGCGGACAGCUACUGAAGCGGCUGAGCACGAGGAUGAUGAUGGUGCCGAUAUGGAGACAGAGUCUAACACUGCAAAGGCUAGGUCUGAGGCUAGUGAUAAAGCUGCCUAUGUAUGUUGA
Molecule: messenger RNA, 1491 nt
Organism: Penicillium egyptiacum
Lineage: Eukaryota; Fungi; Ascomycota; Eurotiomycetes; Eurotiales; Aspergillaceae
Source: the annotation of a GenBank genome assembly